Molecule: messenger RNA, 514 nt
Organism: Eurytemora carolleeae
Lineage: Eukaryota; Metazoa; Arthropoda; Copepoda; Calanoida; Temoridae
Product: protein TRI1
Exons: 2
Coding region: 78-374 (98 amino acids)
Cellular component (GO): nucleus
Source: RefSeq, a predicted model, not a curated record
UAUUAGCCGGUACCGAAGUAAAGCAUCACUCAACUACUAUCAUCCGACGUGACUACUGCUAGUACCUGAUAAUAAAAAUGGCGCCAAAGGGAAAGAGUGAUGAUGGAGCUGCUGCCCCUAAGAAGGUUAACGGACUUACCAAGCCCAUGGCCCUCUCUGCAGAGCUUGCAACUAUUGUUGGAGCCAAGAAGGACGAGAAGCUCGCCAGAUCCGAGAUCAUCAAGCGUCUCUGGGCCUAUCUUAAGGAGAAGAAGCUUCAGGAUCCCGAAAACAAGCAGUUCUUCACCCCUGACAAAACCAUGGAGCCCGUGUUCGGCAAGGAAAGGAUAAAGGCCUUCGGCAUGAGCAAGUACCUGAAGAACCACCUCAGCUAAACACCCGGCCUCUCAGACUGACCCCCCAACAGAUGUAUUUAUUAAACUACCUAAUCCACAUUUCGACAUAAUACAUGCGUUUAAAAGUGACAAUUGUUGUAGCGCAAUGCAUUAUUAAAAAAUAAACUAUUAGACAUAUA